Messenger RNA from Exophiala xenobiotica, 1818 nucleotides. RefSeq lists its product as uncharacterized. Bases 306 to 1703 code for a protein of 465 amino acids. Gene Ontology annotation, cellular component: mitochondrion. The transcript is spliced from 2 exons. NCBI's taxonomy places the organism in Eukaryota, Fungi, Ascomycota, Eurotiomycetes, Chaetothyriales, Herpotrichiellaceae. The record is from RefSeq and is a predicted model, not a curated record. Gene Ontology annotation, molecular function: pyridoxal phosphate binding; transaminase activity.
CUCGCCUUGCAUUCACGAUCCGACGUAAGGCAGAUGCUAUCGUAUUGACCGAGAGACUGCAUUCGCAUUGUUAUCGCUAGCUACUGUUCUCGAAUCACAGAACUAAUUUCGCGACAACAGACGAUCUGCAGCCCAAUGAAGACAUGCCCUUCCCUCAGAAUCAGCCAGAAUGGAUAGACUGACAAUAAUUCCAGCCUAUAAACCCAAGACUUUCCCGACGGCGAGGCAGAACUUCGUGGUGUAUAUAUGUCACUCUCUGGCUGCCGAAACGUGACCUGGUCGGAUUUCUGCUUGUAUAGCCCACCAUGGCACCAAUGAUCGAAGACAGGGCCGCAGACGGCGCCGUUAUUACAGGCAAGACCCCACGCAAGCCUGCCCUUUACAACAAUGUGAACGAGGAGGAACUUCAGGCAGCGGCAUCGAAAUACCUGGCAAACUAUGGCACUAAGUUCGAGAAGGAUAUUGUAACAGGUAGCAAGGGCUUGCAUGUUUACACAGCCAAUGGCCACAGAGUUCUGGAUUGGACAUCCGGCCAGAUGUCAUGCUUGAUCGGACACGGUCACCCAGAAAUCGUGCGUACAAUCCACGAUCAUGCUGAAAACCUGGACCACCUCUUCUCAGGCAUGCUCUCGCCGCCUGUCAUCAACCUGGCCAAGCGCCUCACCUCUGUCUUGCCUGAGGGGCUCGACAAAGCUUUCUUCCUCUCCACAGGAGGCGAGUCAAAUGAAGCAGCCAUCAAGAUGGCCAAAAUGUACACCGGAAACUUCGAAGUUGUCGGACUAGGAGCAAGCUGGCACGGUGUCACAGCCCAAGCUCUAGGCACACAAUACCACUUUGGUCGUAAAGGCCAGGGCCCGCUAAUGCCUGGAAUGCAUAUGCUCCCACCACCCAACGCUUAUCGAUCCAUCUUCCGCAAGCCUGACGGUUCGUACGACUGGGAGACCGAGCUCGAUUAUGGCUGGGAUCUGAUUGACCGCGCGUCUUGCGGGUCCCUUGCAGCCUGCAUUGUUGAAUGCAUCCAGUCCUCUGCCGGCAUGCACGUUCUCCCGCCAGGAUAUCUGAAAGCGCUGAAAAAGCACUGCGAAAAGCGUGGCAUGCUGCUUAUUGUGGACGAAGCACAGACCGGUGUCGGCCGCUGUGGUGAUCUUUUCGCCAUCAAUCAUGAAGGAGUUGUUCCAGAUAUACUCACUCUCAGUAAGACCUUGGGUAAUGGCCUACCUUUGAGUGCCGUGAUCACGAGCUCGGAGAUCGAGCGUGCCUGUACAGAACGAGACUUUUGCUUUUACACAACCCAUGUGAACGAUCCUUUGCCUGCAUCCGUGGGAGACAAGGUCCUCGAGAUCGUACUGCGGGACAAUCUCGUGGAGAACUCGCGCAGCAUGGGUUUACAUCUGCAGGCCGGUCUGCAGAAGCUCAAGGAGCGUUACGGGUGUAUUGGCGACGUGCGGGGUCGCGGUUUGAUGGCUGGGUUGGAGAUUGUGGGAGACCGCGAGACCAAGGAGCCAGCCAUCGACCUCGCGCGGAGGGUAGCCAGUAAGAUGUAUGAGCUGGGGCUGUGGGCGAAUUUGAGCAGUCACUCCAGCUUCAGUGGCGUGUUCCGAAUAGCGCCGCCCAUUGUGAUCACCAAAGAGCAGUUGGAUCAGGGUUUGGAGAUUAUGGAGCGCGCCUUCCAACUCACUGACGGCACAAUGCCGUUGUACUGAUUUCAGUGCUGGGUUUGGCUGAGUGUUGAGUAGUAGGCUAGGUGAUGCACGAAGGUAGAAUAGAACUCUGUACAUAGGUGGAUGCUGCAUGUGACUGAUAAGGAGGUGAUGACCG